AUGUAGCGGAGCCUCGUGCUGGUUGGGUUAGCUCCCUGCCUCUACCCGGGCUCAGUAACACAACUCCCACAACAAUUUCUGUCGCUUCCUCACGCAUUGUAUGGAUCUUCCAUCACCUCUCUGACCCGUUUGUGGAGCCGGAACCGAAGGAUGGCAGCCGGAUUCGGCUAGAAUGAGUCUUGGGAAUGUAUCGACACAAGGAUGAACGGUUCUGAAGAAUUAUUUAUAUUCAAUGCUAGCGUUUGAUUGUGACUGACUCGCCGAGAGAGGGAGAGAGAGGUGGCGGGGGGGUAUAUCAUGGCCGCUCAGGUCGCCAGCGCCGCCACUCUUAACACUAGCCCGCCUUCUGAACUCAAAAAGCCGGAUCGAGACCAAAAGGAAGAGACGGGGGAGAAACAGUCCGAUAAAAAGCAGCCGGGGUUGGACAGCGGAUCGCCGGGCCGUGGGAAUCUGCAGGACGGGGCCGACGGUGGAAAUGCUGGGGGAGGAGGGCAGCUGGAGAUGAAGAACGGGAAUGGGAACCCGCCCAGAGCCAUCAAUAAUAACCAGAAUGACUCCGUCGGACCGGAGGGGAACAACCACCCUGGACUGGUGCAUCACCACGGCCCCACAUUUCCUCCACCUUCCUACGCGUACAGUCAGCAUUACGGUCGGGCCCCUUUUCAUCAACAUGGCGGACAACAAAGCCCUGGCAUGGCAGCUGCUGCGGGUCCGGUCGUGCAGUCGAGCAACAUGAUGGACCCUUAUCAACCCAAUUCACAGGAGCAUGGCUUUUCAAACCACCAGUUCAACAAUUACAGCCCAUUCCCGAACAGAACUCCCUACACAGGCCAAGGAUACGCCAUGAACUCUCCUCGCAGCGCUCAGGCGCCGACAGCUGGGGGGCAGCCAGCUAAGCAGCAGCCGACACCGGGAGGACCCACGGUAAUGCCCGGAUCUUACAGUAAUCAGAGAUAUAAUAUUGGAAACCCACAACCUACAUCCACGCCGACACUCAACAAACUCCUGACCUCCCCGAGUUCAACGCGAGGAUAUCCAAACUACCCUGCAACUGACUACGGUAGCCAAGAAGGAGCUAAUAAGGGACCAGCAGACAUGAGCAGUAGCGGUCAGUACGGAGGCAGCAAUCCGGCUUGGCAACAAAGAAGCCUUCACCCGUCGCCUUUGAGCCCGGGGAGUGCUGGGCAACCGCUAGCGAGAAACCAGCCACCUGGUUCCAUUGAUCCAAUGGGAAAAAUGAGAGGUCCUCCAUAUGGAGCUGGCAGUCCGUACAGUCAACAGUCACAGCAGGCUCACCCUACAGGUACUCAGCCUGGGCCGGGGUAUUCUGGUCAAGGCUAUGGGCCACCAGGUCCCCAGCGAUACCCAGUUGGGAUGCAAGGGCGCACCACAGGUGGCAUGGGUGCCAUGCCCUACGGUCCACAGAUGGGUUCCUAUGGACAGCAGGGACCUGGAGGAUAUGGCUCUCAGGGCCAGGCACCAUACUACAGUCAGCCAGGCCAAACUUCUCACCCAAGUCAGCAACAAACACCGUACACCCAGCCAACACCCGGACAACCCGGUGGGCAGUCACCAUACACAGGACAGGCCCAUCCUCCGCCAACUUCUGUUCCACACAGUCAAGGAGGAUCUCCCUAUCAACAACCACAUAUGCCCCAACAGUCCCAGGGGCCAGGCCAAUCCCAAGGGCUCCCACAGUCUCAGCCACCGUAUUCUCAAGGAUCGGCACCACAGUCUAGCCAGUCUCCUUAUGCCCAGCAACAAGGGCCACCCAGCCAGACACCCCAGCCAAGUUCCAAGGGUACCCCUGGAUUGCAAGCCCAGUCGAACUAUCCAGGAUCUACUCCAGGGCCCCAGCAAACCUCUCAGCAGCAGCAGUCACAGUCUCAUCCACAGGGCCAGCCUGCAGCUUACCCACAGAACACUCAACAGCAGCAAGCACAGCAGUCACCUUAUCAACGCUUCCCUCCUUCUCAACAGCAGGAUGUAUCGCAGGAUUCCUUUCAGUCCAGCGCCCCUCCAUCCACGCAGCCCAAGUCUGGCCAGGAGGACAGUCAAGGCCGACCUUCCAGCCUCCCAGAUCUGGCGGGGUCCAUUGACGACCUGCCAACAGGUACAGAGGGUGCUCUGAGUCCUGGCAUGAGUACAUCCGGUGUGUCGAGCAGUCAGGGCGAGCAAAGCAACCCCGCCCAGUCGCCUUUUUCGCCCCAUACGUCUCCCCACAUGCCAGGGAUUCGGGGGCCCUCGCCUUCUCCGGCUGGCUCCCCCGCUAGCUCUAGCACGCCGCGCACAGGGCCGCUGUCGCCCGCCAACAUGCCAGGACCCCAGAUGCCUCCCAGACCAUCAAGCGUGCAGUCGGAUGGGAACCUGCACCCCGGCAUGAGCCAGUCCCCCAUGGCCCAAGACAGAGGAUUCAUGCAGAGAAACCCUCAGAUGCCCCCUUACGGUUCCCCCCAAUCCACCUCUGCACUGUCACCUCGCCAGUCCUCUGGAGGACAGAUGCAUCCUGGGAUGGCUCCAUAUCAGCAGAAUAACUCAAUGGGGGGCUAUGGUCAACAGGGAGGACAGUAUGGGCCCCAAGGAUAUCCGCGCCCUGUGUAUGGAAACAUGCCUAAUGCCAACUACCCAGGUAUGGGCUCCAUCAACCCCAUGGCAGGUCAGGGUGGAGGGCCGCAGUAUGCCGGCAUCCCCCCAGGAAGGAUGACGUCGAACCAGAUGGGAGCACGUCCUUAUGGCCCCAAUGUGGGUCCUGGCAUGGGUCCAAAUAUGCCUCAUAACCAUGGCAACAUGCCACCGCAGGUAGGCUCAGGAAUGUGCCCUCCCCCAGUAAUCAACAGGAAGCCCCAGGAUCCAACACCCAUGCCGCACCCUGCCACCAACUCCAUGCACAACCGGAUGCCCAGUUAUCCCAACAUGAGUCAAGGCAUGAUGGGCUCCGGUCCACCCUAUGCCCCACAAAUGAACAACAUGCCUGGAAUGCUGAACACUCCUGGUGGGUCUCCUUAUCCUAUGGGGCCUAACAUGGUCAAUAAUGCUAGUGGGAUGGCUGCCAGUCCAGAAAUGAAUAAUAAGAUGAACAAUAAAGUGGACGGGACUGGGACCCCCAAACCAGACUCCAAGUCAAAGAAGUCCAACUCCUCCACGACAACUAGUGAAAACAUAACCCGCUUAUAUGAACUGGGACCAGAGCCGGACAGAAAGAUGUGGGUCGACCGCUAUUUGGCUUUUGUUGAAGAAAAAGUAAUGGGCAUGAGUAACCUGCCCGCCGUAGGACGCAAACCCCUCGAUCUUUAUCGGCUGUACAUGUCUGUUAAAGAGAUUGGCGGAAUGACGCAGGUGAAUAAGAGUAAGAAAUGGCGAGAUCUGGCCACUUCGUUAAACGUGGGAACAUCCAGCAGUGCUGCCAGCUCCUUGAAAAAACAGUACAUACAGUGUCUUUAUGCCUUUGAGUGCAAGAUCGAGCGUGGUGAAGACCCUCCUCCUGAGAUCUUUACAGACACCAAAAAGAGUCAAGCUGCGAAGGUCCAGCCCCCGUCUCCAGCGUCCCUCUGCUCCACAGCUGGAUCAGGCUCCCUUCAGGGCCCUCAGACUCCACAGUCUACCAGCAGCUCCAUGGCUGAAGGGGGAGAUCUGAAACCUCCCACACCGGCCUCCACCCCACUUGCCCAGAUGAGCUCCAUACCUCCGGGAUCAAGGAGCAGUGUUAACCUCCAAGACCCUUUCUCUGAUGGGAGCGACCCCAGCUUCCCUAGGAAGAACAUGAUGCCCAACUCCACCUAUCAGUCUGGCAUGAACACCCCAGAUAUGCAAGCUCGCAUGGGCUCAUAUGAACCUAACAAAGACCCUUUCAGUAACAUGCGGAAAGUCGGAGAGCAGUUUCUACCUGCCAAUCAGGGCCCAAACAGCGUAGUGGGCGACCAGCAUCAGCAGCCCCCGCAGCAGCAGCCUCCCUUCAACCGGGGGCCACCUGGGAACAUGGGCAGCAUGCCAAUGGGGUCCCGGCAGCAGUAUCCUUAUGGACCAGGAUAUGAUAGGAGAUCGGAACAAGGAUUGGGCCCCGAGGGAAACAUGGGACCCGGAGCCCCUCAGCCAAACCCAAUGAUGCCUGCCAACGCCGAUACGGGGAUGUAUUCGCCAAAUCGCUUCCCGGCACAGCAGCCACGGCAUGAUUCCUAUGGUAAUCAGUAUCCAGGACAGGGAACGUCCUCUACCGGCUCCUACCCAAACCAGCAGCCUGGAAUGUACCCACAACAGGGCUAUAAGCGUCCUGUGGAGGGAGGUUAUCCCCCAUCGAAACGUCAUGAGGCAGAUUACAGCGGGCCCUUCCCUGGAGGACAGCAAGCAGCGCAGCAACAGCAGCAAGGAGGCGCCCCGGCACCCCCUUCAGGACAGCAGGAGUCUUACAAUCAGUACGGGGGCAGCAGCCCCUAUCCCGGCCCCGACCGCCGGCCACCUCCCCCCGGUAAUCAAUUUCCGUUUCCUUUCGGCCGGGACCGGAUGCAGGGAGCUCCUGGACCCAACUCUCAGUCCAACAUGCCGCCCCAGAUUAUGCCGUCAGGCCCGGAAGGUCCUCAGGGUGGCAUGUGGCAGGGACCUCGAGAUCUCAAUUAUCAGAACUACCCCAACCGACAGGGUGGUCCUGGGGGCCCACCACAGGGACCCGGUUACCCUAGCAUGAACCGCUCCGAGGACAUGAUGCCCACAGAGCAGCGGAUGAAUAAUGAUGGACAGUGGGGCGGUCAGAUGGGCCCUCGUCAGCCACCCUACGGUCCGGCCGGGCCGGGGCAGGCCAUGCCACGGUCGAUGCAGUCCAACUAUCAACCCCCUCAGGGAGUGCAAAACCACAUUCCACAGGUGUCUAGCUCAGCCUCCAUGCCGCGCCCCAUCGAGAACCGAACGUCACCCAGCAAAUCUCCCUACAUGCACGGAGGGAUGAAGAUGCACAAGGCCGGCCCCCCGGUGCCUGCAUCCCACAUAGUACCCCCUGCAGUGCAGUCGCCUCUUAUAAGACGGGACAUGCCUUUCCCGCCCGGCUCUGUUGAGGCUUCACAUCCUGUCCUGAAACCUCGACGGAGACUCACCAUGAAGGAAAUCGGAACCCCAGAGGCCUGGAGAGUCAUGAUGUCCUUAAAGUCUGGCUUACUGGCUGAAAGUACGUGGGCAUUAGAUACCAUCAACAUUCUCCUGUACGACGACAACAGCAUUUCCACCUUUGAUCUGAACACGUUGCCUGGCCUGUUGGAGUUGGUGGUCGAGUAUUACAGACGCUGCCUCAUUGAGAUCUUUGGCAUUUUGCGGGAAUACGAAGUUGGAGAGCCCGGCCAAAGGACACUGCUCGAUCCCGAUGCCUUAAAACAAGACUUGGACAACGCUGAAAAGGAGGAACUCCAGGGGGAGCACAUGGAACAUGAGGGGGAAGAGGAGGAGGAGGAGGAGGAGACAGAAAUGGACCGACCCGCUCAAGUUAAAGAAGAUCAAAAGCUCUGCUCUCUGGAAGACAAGCCAGAAGAUCAGGAGAAGAGCAAAAGUUUUCUGCAGUCUUUAUCAGCUAACGAGAGACCCAAGCAGUCCAGCAAGUUUGAUAAGUUUCCUCUAAAGGUGGUACGAAGAAAAGACCCGUUUGUAGCGGCUCAGUCCAAUUCCCACUGCAAAGUCCAGGAGUUUGACAGCGGCUUACUUCACUGGAGCGCCGGAGGAGGAGACUCAACAGAACACAUCCAGACUCACUUUGAGCCUUGCAAGCAGUUCCUGGAACCAUGUCAGCGUUUUCCCGUACCCCAGGUUUUACUGAAGCGGCGGUUAUUGGAGGAGGAGAUACGGGAAAACGGUUUGCCCGCCGAAGAGGACGACAGGAAGCAGGAGGAAGAGGAGGAAGAAAGUGAGAAACCUACGUCUUUGUCGGAGAAUUCAACGGUUUUGGAGAAGUCGGAGAGCAGUGAGGAGAACAGUAAAAUGGAUCCAAAAGAAGACGCUGUUCAGAAAUGUGUGAGGAGUCAGCAGGAAAACCACAGACCUAUUCUGCCCCCUGAAAGUAUUUUAACCCAGCGGUCAAAGCAGACCGUCACAAUCCUGGAGGACGAGCCUCGCAGUAAAGACGAGGGGCCGCUCAUCGCGCUGGCCGACUGGCAGGAUUCCUUAGCCCGCCGCUGCAUCUGUGUCUCCAACAUCGUCCGCAGCCUCUCCUUCGUACCGGGAAACGACCACGAGAUGUCCAAACACCCGGGCUUGCUGCUGAUUCUUGGACGCCUCAUCCUGCUUCACCAUCGGCACCCGGAGCGCAAACAGGCCCCGCUCACCUAUGAGAAGGAUGAGGAUUCAGAUGAGGGCGUGGGCCAGAGGGAUGAGUGGUGGUGGGACUGUUUAGAGCUCCUGAGGGAGAACACGUUGGUCACCCUGGCAAACAUUUCAGGUCAGCUUGAUCUCUCCAUUUACCCCGAAAGCAUCUGCUUGCCCCUGCUGGAUGGUCUUCUCCACUGGGCAGUGUGCCCGUCGGCGGAGGCCCAGGACCCCUUCCCCACCCUGGGCCCCCACAGUGCUUUGUCUCCUCAGAGACUGGUCUUGGAGACCCUAAGCAAACUCAGCAUCCAGGAUAACAACGUGGACCUUAUCUUGGCCACUCCGCCAUUUAGCCGGUUGGAAAAGCUAUUCGGGAACUUGGUGCGGUUAAUCGGAGACAGGAAGGUCGCGGUCUGCAGGGAGAUGGCCGUGGUCCUGUUGGCCAAUCUGGCCCAGGGUGACACACUGGCAGCACGAGCGGUCGCCGUGCAGAAAGGCAGUGUGGGCAACCUCCUGGGCUUCCUGGAGGACAGUCUGGCUGCCACGCAGCUCCAGCACAGCCAGAGCUCUCUGCUGCACCUGCAGGGGAUGCACUUUGAGCCCACGAGCCCGGACAUGAUGCGGCGAGCCGCCCGGGCGCUGCACGCCUUAGCGAAAGUGGAGGAGAACCACUCGGAGUUCACACUACACGAGUCCAGACUCCUUGACCUUUCCGUGUCCCCCCUCAUGAACUCACUGGUUUCUCAUGUUAUCUGUGAUGUACUCUUUUUGAUCGGCCAGUCAUGACAGCUGUAGGGAGCCAUGGCUCCGCUUUUAAUGGUGGUGGGGGUUUGGGCGCCAACCCCUCCUCCCUCCCUGACAAACUUGGCCUACAUGUGGUAAAAGGACACUGAGAGUUCACAAGACUUUCUUUAAUUUAUGAGAACUUUUCAGAAAAUCCUGUCGUCCCCCCCCCAGCCCCAACAGGCCUGCCUAAUCAAAGAGCUGUGCUGUCGAGCGGACCAGAGAGAUGCUGGCAAAGUGACACGUGGACGGCCACAGGAAGACGGAUGACAGCACCACGGUCGGUUGGUCGGGGGUGUGCGUUACCUUUUAAUAAAGAUAAAUAAAUAGCUGAAAAACAAAAACUGUAACCAAAGUUGCUGUCUCGUUUACAGUGAGUUUGGGAGACACAACGUGCCCUAGGCCCCCUCGAGGGCACAGUGAGUCUGUAACUUGACGUUCAGAGGUGAGACGGGUGGAAAAAGCGCUGCCCGCUGGUUUCUAGUUGUUACAGCUGGAGCCUCACCAGUAGGCCCGACAGUUUUCUGUCAAUAAACACCUUCACCGGGGAGGCCUGUGCAGUGUGCAGUAGAUUGUAGGACAUUUUCUGUACCGUACUGCUCUUGAGUGUAAGCAUUCUGUACCGCAUCGUUCACACAGAAGCGGAUGGUCAUUUUUAGUAUGGUGUUGGACAGAAAUGGCUUUCUUCCCCAAAGUAUCAAGAACCUACAACACCCUUACCUCCUCCUAUCCCCUGAUUGUAUGAACACCUGCCCCCUCCCCAUUAUGAAAAGAAAAUCACCUCUUAGGAUUGGUUUUAACUUCAAAUACAGCUUUGCUGUGGUGUAUAUAUAAUGCUGUACAUUAUCCUUCCUUUCUGUGCGUCUCUUGUCUGUGUCAUGUUCUCACACUUCUGGGUGUGGGGUUGGUGGUUGAUGUGAGUUUGACUUCCACUCCCCACCAGUUGGACCCACUCCUCUGGUCUCUCCACAGCUCUGUAGUCACGGCAGACACAGCUCUAACCCGUUUCCUGGUAUACAAAGAAAAAAAAGCGAGAUGAAGUACACACUUGACAAAUUUUCUCCACUCAUGGAUUCUGCAUAUUUGUAUUUCAGACUAUGUAGCUAAGAUGACAUGUACAUUUCUCCCUUUUCCUUUUUUUGUUUUUUUUUGGCUCAAGGAAUAUCAUUUAUUCAGUAUGAAAUCUUUAUACUAUAUGUUCCACGUGGUAAGAAUAAAUGUACAUCAAAUCUUC
This is a messenger RNA of Oryzias latipes (Japanese medaka), 8293 nucleotides long. RefSeq names its product AT-rich interaction domain 1Aa (gene arid1aa). Gene Ontology annotation, molecular function: nucleosome binding; DNA binding. NCBI's taxonomy places the organism in Eukaryota, Metazoa, Chordata, Actinopteri, Beloniformes, Adrianichthyidae. The record is from RefSeq and is a predicted model, not a curated record. Gene Ontology annotation, cellular component: nBAF complex; brahma complex; SWI/SNF complex. Gene Ontology annotation, biological process: regulation of transcription by RNA polymerase II; positive regulation of DNA-templated transcription; chromatin remodeling.